GUCGGUUUUCAUGACGUUGAUUUUGUUGUCUUAACCCAGUUACUGUAGCCUCAGCCUUGUCUCUGUCUGUGAGAACUAUCAAAUACCUGUUGCAGUUAUGUAGCACACAGAAGGAGGACUUUACCCUGCUGUGACCAGCUAACGUUAGCUCAUGCUACAGCCUGUCUGUUAAACUACUGCGGCGUUUGUCUACCAGCUAGCUAACGUUAGCUAGCCAGCUAGCCAGAGACGCUAGCAAACAGCCUGGUGUGCGAUGUGCUGCUGUUGGUCUCUCUCUCGUCUGAGGCUGGCUAUCUAACUCAGCUGCCGGGCGGCUAACCGAGCUAGCUAGCUGCGUUGUUUUUGUGUGUGUGUGGUGUGAAUCGGAAAACACACCGCUGUCACCUCCUUAUGCUGUUGUCGCUAUCAGGUGUCCGGUUAAGAUGUGGCAAAGUGUCGGGCUCACACUGCUGGUCAUUGUGGCCACACUUGUCUGUGCGCUGCUCUUCAUGCUGUUUGGUUGGUAUGUAGUCUGGCAGCUCUUCCUGUCCAAGUUCAAGUUCCUGCGUGAACUUGUCGGGGACGCCAGCACCCCACAGGCCGAAACACAGCCGUCCGAAACCAAGAGCGAACGUGCAGCGAACGCCCCAACUCGAAGUCGGCCCAGGACCGCACGCCAAAGAGUUGCCUCCUCAGAGAGCACGUCAUAGAUCCUCCUGACAGCCACUGUGCAUCCUUCAUGACCCCUCUCUCACCAUGACGACUCGACAGCCCUCUACAAACGCCACGUGUGAUAGUCUCCCACUGACCCUGUGCUCUACACUACACCAGGACCGUGUGGACACUCAGUAGUCAGCCCUCCUCCUCCUCACCAAGACACUUUAAACUGGCCAGGCAGAUCUCCUGGUUUCAAAGGGAAAAGCCAUUACUGUCCAUUUCUGUGUGUCACCUGUCCGUAUGUUUAAUAUGUACUGAGCAGUGAGUUUGGGGCUCCACUCACGGGCCUCCUGUCAUCCUGCUGUAGUGAUGGCCAGCUUUCAUGAGUGGCCACGCUGCUUCCUGCCACCCACGAGGAGUACGAAGAUGCUCCACACAAAGAGAUGCGUUAAUUCUCUUAAUGUACACGUUUUAAUCUUGUGUUUUUAAACAGAAGUCCUACUGUGAUCAGAGUAGGCAGAUUAAAAAGAAAGAGCUCGUCUGCAUCAUUUCAACAAGAACAACUGAAGAUAAACUGAAACAGUGAUUUGUACAACUGACAAUUUUAUUUUCUUUGACAAAGUGCAAUGAAAGGAAUGUUUGUGCUGUCAUUUUGUUGUUUCUUGCACAGUAUACUCUGUAUAUUAUGGACGUAAGGUGGAAAGUGUCUCACACAGUAGGUAAUGCUCAAAACCUCCAAGAUGAAGAUGACAAAUAACUUCAUUCCACUUGUGUUUUAAAAAUGUGACUUUUUUCUUGCAACUUCUCCUUCCUUUUUUUUUUUUUUUAAAUAGAUUUAUACUUGAAGAGUCAGGAGAAAGUUUCAAGGAACUGUUGGUGUUCAGAAACAGUUAAACACAUUACUAGCUUAUCUUUCGGAGCAAUGUAACAAGGCUUCCUGCUGCCCUCUCCCGUUCCCUGUGCCUCCGUCUGCACCAGUGCCUGUCUAGAUGGCAUCCUCUUUGUCACAUGGCCUCCUUUUUGUACAGCCAGCAGUAGCUUGGUCCCAUCACAGGGUAAAUCAAAGCUGACCUAAUCAAUAUUUAUGUAACAUCCUCCCUCCAGAUACAACUCGUGUAACUCUCGCACCUUUUUAUCAGCAGUGAUUUAUUUUCUUCUUCAGUGGAGCAGUAGCUUCAAAUAAAUAAAUAAUGCCAUAAAUAUAA
Epinephelus fuscoguttatus (brown-marbled grouper) is the source of this 1841-nucleotide messenger RNA. It is a transcript of the gene smim13, whose product is annotated as small integral membrane protein 13. The coding region runs from base 423 to 689 and encodes 88 amino acids. Lineage: Eukaryota; Metazoa; Chordata; Actinopteri; Perciformes; Serranidae. The transcript has 2 exons. The record is from RefSeq and is a predicted model, not a curated record.